Messenger RNA from Corapipo altera (White-ruffed manakin), 5364 nucleotides. Its product is annotated as leucine-rich repeat extensin-like protein 5. The transcript is spliced from 4 exons. NCBI's taxonomy places the organism in Eukaryota, Metazoa, Chordata, Aves, Passeriformes, Pipridae. The record is from RefSeq and is a predicted model, not a curated record. Bases 1 to 1302 code for a protein of 433 amino acids.
AUGACUGGGGGCGAGCUGCCCGGGGCAGGGGCGCGGGCAGGGGCGGGCGGUGGAGCGGAGCGGAGCGGGGGCCGGUGCUCCCCUCACGGCUGCGGGAGCGGCGCAGGCGCGGAGCCCUCGCUGGGAUGGCGCUCGGCGCGCCCGCCGCCCUCCUCGGCCUCAUCCCUCCCCGCCGCGCUUCUUUCCCCCGCCCAUCGCCACCGCCUCUCGCCCGCCCUCUCGCUCUUCCUCUGCCCCGCUGUCCCUGCACUCCCGCUGAGGGAUGGGCUGGGGACGGCGCUCCCAGGAGAGGGGGGGGUCCCCGCCCCGGCUACGGCCAAGGGAGAGGGGCGGGAGGGGUUGCUAAAGUGCAGGUAUCCUUCCGCUGCUGCCACACGCGCUCACGUGACCUGGACCCCUCCCCGGCUUCCUCCGGCGCUGCCCCGGGUUCCCCUCACACCGACCCCGGGGCUGUCCCCACCCACCCUCACACCGACCCCGGGGCUGUCCUCGACCCACCCUCACACCGACCCCGGGGCUGUCCUCGACCCACCCUCACACCGACCCCGGGGCUGUCCUCGACCCACCCUCACACCGACCCCGGGGCUGUCCCCGAUCCACCCUCACACCGCCCCCGGGGCUGUCCUCGACCCACCCUCACACCGGCGCCGGGGCUUCCCCAGAGCAGCUUGGCGGUGCCGGGGCGAUGGUCCCUGCCCCGGGGCUCCCGCCGGGGUGCGGAGGGAGGCAGGGGACGCCCAGGCGCUGCCCCCUCGGCGGUGGCCCUUGGUGGGCACUGGGGAACGGGAGCCACCUGCCCGGUACCUGCUGUCGUGGCCGGCAGUGCCAGAGCGUGGCUCUCCUCAUCCUCCUCGGGAGCCCCCGGCACCCCCAAGGGGCUCGGCCAGCGCUGGGGUCCGGCGGCACAGCUGCCCUUGGUCCACCUUGACUUGCCCUAAUGCCAUGUGGGCUUUGCUGCAGCCGUGCCCGGAGGCAGAGCCACAGCAUCCAGCAGCUGAGAAGAGCGUAAUCCCUAGAAAUCCUUUAACAAAGCAAAUGGAAAAGCUCCUGUGUUUGAAAACAGCCCUGAGAAGAGCUGCAUUUUUGUCUUGGAGAGGCUGUUAUUUACAUGGAAAAAUAUUGUAUGUAUUGUGCAUGUUCUUAGUCUUCUUCCCACAGAAUCAUCCAAGGAAGUUCUUGCUAAACAACAUCUGUUCAAAUCACCGCUUAGCUGCACGAGUGUUCAUUCUGCAAACUUUUGGCUACUUUGCUGUUUUGAUCCAAAAAAAGUCAAAUGGCACUGGCACAUCUUCUGGCCUGUAGGAGAGAGUGUCCACUGCAGACCUGCCCAAGUGGGAUCACCUGCAGCUCCAAGGGAUGGAGAGUCUGCAUGUUGGACUUGCUCGUCCUCGUGCCUGAUCGUUGAAGCUGCUGGAGAGCUGCUGCCUGUGGCACAGCACUGACGGCAGGAUGUUGAUCCACAUCUGUUCCCAGCUCAACGCUGCCUGGCGCCGUCGGAGUGUCAAUGUUUUGCUUAACAGAUAAAUGCAAACCUCAGGAAAGCUGUGUCAGCAGUCACACCGAGAUGUUGUGGUGCAGCAACGUCAGAGUGUCACAGCAGCUCCUAAAGUUCCGAUCUGGUCUCUCACGGAGAAAAUUGGUGUUUCGUGGAUCUCGAGGCCCUCACUGACUGUUUGCCUCAGAAUCCAGUUUGAAAUUGUACUCCUUGUUUUUCAAACCACACCCUCGCUCCUUGGACUUCUUUCCAGCUUGUCUCCUGGAGACGUGGAGCCCUCCCCUUUCCUCCCCUCUGUCUCUUCUCUCCGUCCAACAGGCUCCUCACUGCUGAGUCAAGAACUGUCUUCUCUCACCGUCCCCAUCCAGAGCUGACUCCUCGUGCAUGUCCCGCAGUCAUUCUCCAUUUUACUGCAAAGUUCCAUUCUUUUCUCCUGGAGUUCAAUUCUUCUUUUCUGUCUGUUCUUACUGAAUGCAUAACUCUGGGUCAUACAAAGCGCUCUGGGGCUCUGGAUGAGUUUCUUCUGUGGUUUGUGUAAGUCAUUGCACAAGCUCCUGAGACCCAGCUGGUAAAAAUGGUUAUGUUUUUUAAGAAAUUAUUUGAAAUGUAAAGAUUCUGUUGCAGAGUUGUUUAAUAUGUAAUUGUUUAAUGUUUAAAUUCCCUCUAGUUCAUUCUUUGAAAGAAGAAUGGCAUUGUACAUGCUUAGAAUUUAAAGGCAAUCCCCUGUUAUGGUGGAUUUAACUCCUGACAUGUUCUUGAUAAAGGUCACUUUAUGAAUUUAGUUCAGUAUGUGAAGCCCCAUCCUGUAGUCCCUGUACAUGAAAGCUCUGCUGGAGAUUAUAAUCCCAUCAUCUCCAUCAGCAGAUUCUGAUGGCAUUUAAUGUCAAAAUGAACAGAAGUGUCUAGAGGCAGUAGCAGUGCAGGCUGGAGGUCUUGAGGUUCCCCACAGAGAAUGCCAUGAUGAUACAUAAUUUACUUGUAGCUUGCAAACAAUAUGCCUGUCUUGCCUCCCAGAAGCAUUUCCACUGGAAGGAGCCAUUUCUGUCCACGAGCAGCACACGGACAUUGAUGCUCUCUGUGCAUUCCUAGAGCCAUUUGCUCCUUCCCUGGACACUGGUGUUCUCCAGGCUUUGCAGCACAGGUGCUGAAUCCCUUACAUGGCAGUUUCUCAGCUGAAAUUGCAACUCCUCCAACCAACCUUGUAAAAAACAGAGAUCUACUGGUGAGUGACGCAAAGCCGGGUAAAGGGCACGGGAGUCAACGUGUGCCUUCAGAAUCUUGACAGAUGGAUCAGGGCUGUGUGCUACAACAACCCUUGGAGAAGCUGAAUUCCUCCUGGGUGUUUCCUCUGGCAGCUCAUUCAUCAAGCAGAUAGAGGGUGAAUGUGUUCUUUGAAAACAUAACCAGUGGCAAGGGAUGAGGUAGCUGAUAUAAAUCCAGGGUGCAUCUCUCUCUAAUAUCACCAGGUCUGGAACGACAGAAACCAAGCUACGCUUCUAAAUAGAGCAAGUAAAAUCUCAGCCUAGAUGGUCCGAGUGGCUGAACACCACUUAGGAGCAUAACUAGUCAGUGUGCACAAACAGGGCAUGAGAAAGGGCUGGGAAGGACCUGGAGGGGUCUGCUGGUUGUCACCUCUGUCCUACAGCAAGGCUGAAUGAGCCAAUGUUGGCCAAUUGCAGAUUAACAGGGUGAUUUGGGAAAUGCUGAAUAUAUUGACUGUUAGGGCCUUUUAGCUAUUUCCUUUGAAAUAGACCCUUGACAGGGAAAACCUCAGUGCUCAUUUUCUUAACAUUAUUACAUUAUCCAGGAAACAGAAUGAAGCCAAGAAAAGCAGAAACCCUGUUACAUUUUCAAGUAUAGUGGUAAACUGUGCAGAUUGUAAACAGAAUUUUUAUUUUCUAUAGGGCAUUUAAAACAUAUUUCCCCUUCUCUUAAUCCUGGCAAGAAGCACUCUCUAAACUCAUAAGCUAUGAAUUCCCCCAUCUCCAGAAGGAAACAGCUCUUUAUGACUGUUCUUGUUUGCCUUGCUUCCUUUUCCCCACCACAGUAAGUUUUGAGACCAGUGGCCAAAUUCAGCCAUGUGUGACAGAGAGGAAUAAGCUCAAAGAAACUGAAUUCCAGCAACUUUCAUGAAAACAGGCAGCCAGAGAGUGGAGAGACUUUUAUUUAGAAGGAAUGGCUGAAGUGGGAGUUCAGCCCUUACUGGAAAAUCUAUGAAGUCAGUGCAAACUGUGGGGGAAAAAAAAAGUCUUUGACCAAGGUCUGCACCUUCUUGAAUUAGUUUUAUUGUUCAUGAAAUAUUUUUGUUCCAUUCCUUUAUUCCCAAAUUCCUGCUUUUGUAGGAAUCUGUACCUUUGUCUGCAUUAACUUUAAAGAUAGGUUCAGAAAUGCUGUCCUGAAAACACCAUUAUUUCCUGAACUGUGUUCUCCCCUUCAAACCCAGUUUUUUAUUAGACCAUGUAAUGCUAUUCUAUGUAACACAAAUGCCCUGGUUUUUUAUUAUCAGCUUGUAGGAUUUCAGGAAGCUGAAGAUAAAAGUGACCCUAAUUUUCGUAUUCACUCUUGGCUUUCUCUGUCUUGAACUGUUUGUGGAACAGGUUUAAUGGACGUUCUCUGCAUUUCUUGGUUCUUAAUGACAUACACAACCUGAAUGUAACAGACUGGCUUUUCUUGAACUUCAGUCUUAACUAGAAUUUUCAAGACACAAACACAACACAAAUAUGUUUCCCAAAGAGGUUUAACAAUCACAAAUUUGCUACCUUUUAGAUUUUUGACAACACAAGCAAGAUGACUGAGCUGGAAUAAAACGUAGGCAAGCACAGGCUUACAUGCUCAAAGUCCUCAUAAUGAAAUGACUAAGGUACCUUAAAAAAAACUCCUACUAAGUGCUGGCAGAAGCAAUUCAUAAACAGUUUGCUACCCUGUCACUAGAAUGAAUUUAGAUGACACAAGAUGAAGACAGCCAUGCCCCUUUAUGCCAGAGCUUUCAGUGUAAGUGAUGCUACUUAGGUGAAGGGUGUUGAAUAAAGGGAGAAAACCUCCCAUGCAGAGGCCUUAACAAGCACCAGAGGGAAUUUACAAUCCUAUCUCUUUAGACAGAUCUUCCCCAGUUUAAAGAAUAUUUGGUACUUUCUACUUUUCUAAAGGCCUGAGGGGUGCCCUGAAAUGUAAAAAAACACACCCAUUUUUUGGCAAACUGUGCUGUUCCAGAUAUGUAGAGUAUCCUUAGCAAACACAAAAAUGAAAGGGGAAGCAUACAAAGUGCUAGUUAAACCAUUUAUUUAGCAUUUUGUCAUCAUGUUGCUUUGCGGAUUUUUGGUUGUGGAAAAAUGUGAUCCAAUAAAGUACUAAUUUCAAAAAGAAUAUAUGGAGGUUAUUAUGCAGUAGCUUUUAAUUGUCUCCUUUCUGCACCAAGCCAUACUGCAUCCAAAGGGGUGAGUUCUAGCCCCAGUGUUGGAAUUUUCCCUCUUCCAUCUUAGCUCUCUACAAGUCAUUUGCUCCAACUCAACCAGAGCCUAGUGCUUAAAAUUCUGGAUGGAGUGAGGCUGCAGCUCCAGCACAUCAGAAGUGAGUCAUCUUUGCGUGUUUCUAUCCAUUCACGAAGACUGAAACAUGUUAAUAAUAAGCAGCUCUUCUUUUGUUUCUUUGGUUAUGCUGGAAGAGGAGAACUAAAGAAUUGAAAGAAACAAGUUUAGUGGUAAGAAAUAAGCACUUCCAUGAGCCCUCCAAAAGAUCCUUAAACAUAUUUCUCUUGUAGCCCAGAAUGUGACCGAGACAGCACAUGAUGUGUUGCCUGAUGCAAGAACUAUGUUCAGUUAAUGCAUAUUGCCAAGUUUGUGUCUGCAAACAGGAGCUUGAUUUGCUGUGUC